Messenger RNA from Papaver somniferum (opium poppy), 1616 nucleotides. RefSeq names its product apoptosis-inducing factor 2-like. Gene Ontology annotation, molecular function: electron-transferring-flavoprotein dehydrogenase activity; flavin adenine dinucleotide binding. NCBI's taxonomy places the organism in Eukaryota, Viridiplantae, Streptophyta, Magnoliopsida, Ranunculales, Papaveraceae. Gene Ontology annotation, cellular component: cytoplasm. The record is from RefSeq and is a predicted model, not a curated record. The transcript is spliced from 4 exons. The coding region runs from base 58 to 1218 and encodes 386 amino acids.
CCUCAUUAUAAAUUCACUCUAAACUCCAUUCCUUAAACCUCCAUUACAAAAACAAAAAUGGUUCUUCAUUCCCUAAUCAAUUUUCUCAAUCUCUUUAAUAGCUUUGCAAGAAAAUAUAUACUUUUCAGUUUCAUCUCUUCAUCAUCGAUGGCAUCAGAAACCGGGAAAAAGAGAGUUGUUGUUGUUGGUGGUGGACUUGCUGGUGCACUGGCUGCAAAAUCUCUUCAAUCUGCUGCUGAUGUUGUUCUCGUAGAUCCUAAGGAGUAUUUUGAAAUUACAUGGGCGGGCAUGAGAGCAAAAAUUGAGCCAUCAGUUGCGGACAGAAUGGUGAUAAAGCACAAGGAUUACUUCACAGAUGGGCGUCUUGCAAUGUCUUCGGCUGUUGGUGUCACAGACACAGAAGUAUUAACUGCUGAUGGAGAGUCGAUACCAUAUGACUACCUUGUCAUUGCUACUGGUCAUAAUGAUUCGUUCCCCAAGACCAAAAGCGAGAGGGUUGAACAAUAUCAAGCAGAGUACAACAAGAUAGAGUCAGCAGAUUCAAUUUUAAUCAUUGGGGGAGGGCCAAGUGGAGUUGAACUUGCCGGGGAGCUUGCUGUUGAUUUUCCCGGCAAGAAAGUGACUUUGGUUCAUAGUAGGGAGAGGUUGUUAGAUUUCGUCGGACCAAAGGCUUCUAAGAAGGCUUUAGAUUGGUUAACCUCAAGGAAGGUUGAAGUAAUUUUGGGUCAGUCGGUUGAUUUGAAGUCUCAUUCAGAUGGAGAUAAAAUGUUCAAAACAUCAAAUGGAGAAACAAUUAUAGCAGACAUCCACUUCUUUUGUGUGGGAAGGCCGUUAGGUUCAUCGUGGAUGAAAGAUUCGGUACUUAAAGAGGCUAUAGAUGCUCAAGGAAGGGUGAUGGUAGAUGAACACCUAAGGGUGAAGGGUCGCGAGAAUGUCUUUGCUAUUGGAGAUAUUACUGACAUUCCGGAAAUGAAACAAGGGUACCUGGCACAGAAUCAUGCUGUAUUGGUAGCUAAGAACGUGAAGUUGUUGAUGGAGGGAGGAAAAGAAAGUAAGUUGAGAAGGUACGAAGCUGGUUCAGACAUGGCAAUUAUUUCCUUGGGUAGAAGAGAGGCUUUGGCUCAGUUCCCUUUUGCCACUCUUAUUGGAUGGUUUCCUGGAUUAAUCAAAUCCAAGGAUCUGUUCAUUGGGAAGACAAGGAAGACUAUGGGGGUUUAAUCCACAUAAGAUAUUUUCGGUAGAUUAGGAGAUUAGUUCAUGUUUGUCUGUAGCCUUUGCAUUUUAUUAGGUAUCUUGAGUAUAGUUUGAUCAUUUCUAUUUUAAAUUUCCAGUCGGGCUUGAAAUGGGAGUUUUUUUUUUUUUUUUUUUUAAAGCAUUGAAAUGGGAGUUGUUUGUGGUAUUGUGGUUGCAUAAGUGAGGUUAUAUAUAUAUAUUAUAUAUAUAUAUAUUUAAUCAGUGUUUUUGUUGAAUUGAUGGCAUUCACAAGUGUUUUUGUGAUAAACUUAAAAAACACCUAAGCGAUUAGUUCACUAAAUCUAAUAGGUUACCAAUUUGUUUGGGAGGUACUCCAAAAUUAGACAAAACAUCCUUCACCAUUUGAUUGGUACACCAUCAAA